Messenger RNA from Guyanagaster necrorhizus, 720 nucleotides. RefSeq lists its product as uncharacterized. The coding region runs from base 1 to 720 and encodes 239 amino acids. The record is from RefSeq and is a predicted model, not a curated record. The transcript has 2 exons. NCBI's taxonomy places the organism in Eukaryota, Fungi, Basidiomycota, Agaricomycetes, Agaricales, Physalacriaceae.
AUGUCCGCGCCUAUCACUCUGUACGAUAUACCCUCAACUGCCCCAGGCAACGCUUGGUCCCCUAAUGUCUGGAAAGCCAGAUACGUCCUCAACUACAAGGGCCUCCCCUAUCAAACAGAAUGGGUCGAAUACCCCGAUAUCGAACUGCUGUACGCGAAAACCGGGACUAAAUCCCACCUUACUAAACGCGACGGAGUAACAUCCCAUUACACUCUUCCUGUCCUUCACGACGCUUCAACUGGAGCUGUCAUAUCAGACUCGGCCGAGAUCGCGCGAUACCUCGACAAAACCUACCCUGACACGCCUACCGCCAUCCCCCUCGGAACCGACGCAUUCCAUUAUGCUUUCAACGACGCCCUGGAAAAUAAAUUUGGCGCUCUCUGCCAAUUCACAGUUGUCACGACCUUCUCUAUCUUGAAUCCUCGCAGCCAAGGGUUCUUCAGGGACACCAAAGAGAAGAAUACGUUGGACGGCAGGACACUUGAGGAGGCGGCUCCGAAGGGUGUUCAUAAGGAAAAGGAAUGGGCGCGACUGAGGAAUGAUUUCGGAAAGAUCGAUGCCUGGAUGAAGGAGGACAAGUAUUUCAUGGGAGAUGUGAUUUCUUACGCGGAUUUCUCUAUUAGCGGGUGGCUUUUGUGGGUUCGUAUUAUUUAUGGUGCAGACAGCGAGGAAUGGAAGGAUAUACUGACUUGGCAUGGAGGAAGGUGGGGAGCCCUGUGA